UGGCGCGUGACCGCAUAUGUCACAAUCAAGUGGUUGGUGCUUAAGGUGCCCAGGGCUCUUCGCUGCUUCAACUAAAUCAGCAUCUCAAAUGGCUUUCAAGAGCUCCUUUUUGGGUCUGCUUUUUGGUGCGCUGCUGAGUCCGUCUUCAGGAGAAACAAGAGGCGAGUACAAGCCACAAUGCUACGGUGCUACGGACCAGGAGGUAGAGGUGAACCAGCCACAGGGCUCUAUCGUGGUACAAAGGGGAGAUAAUCUAACAUUGGAAUGUAAGGUGACUGGUGGGAGUCGGGCAGGACCUGUCAAGUGGUACUUGGGGGAAGUUUCCAGGAGGACGCCCAUCUAUCAAGAUACUAAACAGUUUGAGAGAGUAACAAGGAAAAUCAAAAGCUCCAGCUCCGAUUUCACCAUCUUCAUCCAUAAUGUUACCUUUGACGAUGCCGGCACUUAUUACUGUGUGAAGUUUAAGACAGAACAUAAAGGUGAAGAAGUUGUGAAAUGUGGACGUGGAACUCAUGUGCAAGUGAAAGCUUCCCAAGACGACAUGGUCAUCCCAGUGGCUGCCGGGGUGGGCUGUUUCCUCCUCGCCAUCUUGCUCUUUGUAGCCGUUUACUUCUACACAAAGAAGAAGAGAGGUAGAAACCACUGCACCUCCAGGCCUGAAGUCCCCUGUCCAGAAAAAGUAAGCAUUCCUCCUCAGACCACUGGCAAUAAAGAGAUUAUCUAUGCAGACCUGCAGGAGUCCAGGGGUCCACAAAGGCCCAAGCAAAGCAAGGCGGAGGAACAUUCUGAAUACGCCGUUGUCCAAGUAACACAGUCUGGCUAGACUCAACAAUGACUAACAGAGAUGAAAACUCUGCAAGCUGCCAACAGAGUCUACAAUGCAAAUUUGAGAAUGCUGUACCUGCUUUGUUAAUUCUGACGACAGACAGAGCUUACGCUUGUCAUUGGAUUUGGCUGUUCUUGCAAGAAGUUUGAAAGGAGGAGGCAAGGUAGCCCUAGGAAAAUGGCUAAUCACUGGCUAUUUAUUAUUGUUGGAGAAGGCCAACCAGCAUUGCAUGGUUCCUUCCACGCUUGCAGAGGGAGACCAGCCAUGCUGAUUAUUUUUAAUAUAAAAAAGGAGUCGAAGUGUUAAAAUUAAACAGGCUCAACUAGGCCAAGCCAUCCUGAGCUACCUCAUUUGAUUACGAGACAAGCAAUGCCAUGGGGGGGGGUUCUAAGGGGCUGAGUGAUGCGACUGCGCAUUUGCUGAAGCUGCUGAGGCACAUCGGGUGACGCAUCAUUGCAGAGGCGGCUCUGGUGCCACCAACAGCAAGCGAAGAGCAAAGACGCUGUUGAAUUCUUUUUGCUUUUGCAGCAGCGUGGAACUUCACCCUGCGCUGGCAGCAAUGAUCUGACCUUCUCCUGCAGUCUUCCACCUCCUCCACCUCCCUUUAACGCCCUUGUGAAUCUUUCAUGCGUUUCCAGAUAGGUUUUUGUUGGAAUGCAUCAAUACCAACACAGCCUCCCCGGCUGUUUUUCUAACAAGCUGGCAGGACAGGAGCAAACGACAGACCCGGGCGAGUUGCUCUGAUUGAGCUGGCAAUUGCUCUGAGCCAUCGACAACCUUGCCUGAAUUGGGGGGGGGGACCCUUUUCUGCAGACUUAUUCCAGGGAACCCUUGCAAUCCCAGGCAUCCAUGGUGAGAGGCUUUCUUAACCUGAGGACGACCCCUAAUGUCCAGAGGAGGCAAUCUCUGGUUCCCCCUUCUCUGUCUCCUCUCCGGGCAGUGGCUCUCUUGCAUCUUCAUUGCAUUAAAACCAGUAGUGUAGUGGCAAAUUCAGAAGGGCAGGGUCCCUUCGUGGUAGUCACAGCCACACCCCCUGCUUUUUUUCCUGCUAGCUUAAGAAUGAGACCUUUGUUAAUGCCUUCUCCUACAACAGGCAACCCUUGGAGCCAAUAAGCAUGAAAGGGGAGAGGGUUAGCUGCUGAGAAGAGUCUUCUCAGUAGCUGACUCACCUCUUUUCACUCUGAUUGGUUCCAAGCAGCAGGAAAGGACAAGGAAGCAUGUUAGAAGACUCUUCAGUGGCGAGCACAUUCCCCUUUCAUGUGGAUUGGUUCAUAGGAUGCUGGAGACAGAGGGACCCUGCUCCCCAAAAAGUAAAGGCUCUAAGACCCCCGAUACCAUGGGUGACUGCACCCCUGAUUAAAACUGUCCUCACGCAACAUGGUCUCGCAAGCUGCCUUUCCCCCUGGAAGCUUUAAAUCACACUCAAAGCUGGCAGGAGCCACUCGUUUGUGAACCAUGUUGCCUUCAGUGCAGCGGAUGGCAAGGGAGGGGCAUGUCUGGUGGUCCAGGAAGCACGUUUAGUUUGCAAAGGGAUUGGAAGGAAGGAACCCAAAAGGCCAUCUCCACUCCACAGCUCACCCCCAUCCGUGCCAAAAAGGCAGGACCACACAAACACCCAGGCAGCUGCCUUAGCCACACUGACUGACAGUGGCGCUACACAGUGGCAGCCGUUGGCUCCAUGUUAGUGGGGCAGUGGAAUCUGCUCUGGGUUUUAGCCCGAACUUUCAAAAAGCUGUCCAAGGUGCGUCAGACUAAUGCCUGGAGCGGAUUCCACUGCCCCACUGACAUGGAGCCACCAGCCGCCAUUAGUUCUACAAGAUUUCAGAUAGGGCGCAGAGCUUGGAAAAGUUACUUUUUUGAACUACAACUCCCAUCAGCCCCAGCCAGCAUGGCCACUGGAUUGGGCUGAUGGGCGUUGUAGUUCAAAAAAGUAACUUUUCCGAGCUCUGGAUCAUAGGGGACCCUCCCAGCUCUACCUGGAGACGCUGGAGAAUAAACCUUCUGCAUGCAAGGCAGAUGCUCUACCACAGAGCUAUGGCCUGUGCACCAUGUAUUAAUGCGUGCAUUUGUGCAAGAACGGAUCUUGUAACCCUGAGAGUAAAUCCCACUGAGCUCCACUGUGUAUGCAAUCCAAACAGCCUGGUGAUAUAGAACAAGAAAGGAUUCAGUGCAGCGCAUAUAGAAUCUGCAGUUAAAGCGUUAAGCCGGUUUACACCAGAGUUUUAGAAAGUUAAUGCGAGAAUAACAAGACAAUGAUGCUGGGGGGGGUAUGCAUGCUGGCCUCCAAACUGAUGUAGUUUUAUGUUCACCGCCCAGAGAGCUAUUGCUAGUCGGGCGGUAUAUAAAUUUAAUAAAUAAAUAAAUAAAUAAAUGUAGAUUGCUUAUUAUUCUUUGUAUACUGCUUCAUACACAGAAUCACUAUGUGGGUUGCAUAAAAUAUUAAAACAACAUUUUAAAUACAUGUAUCACAAGAGAGA
Molecule: messenger RNA, 3303 nt
Organism: Rhineura floridana
Lineage: Eukaryota; Metazoa; Chordata; Lepidosauria; Squamata; Rhineuridae
Product: tyrosine-protein phosphatase non-receptor type substrate 1-like
Exons: 6
Coding region: 17-823 (268 amino acids)
Cellular component (GO): plasma membrane
Source: RefSeq, a predicted model, not a curated record